AUGCCGUCCAAAAGCGAUGCAAACGGCGCUCAGCUCAAGAAGCGCUCCAACAAGAAUGCCAAAUCAACGACAAUACCAUCACCGCCCAAGUCGACCACAGCUUCGAAAUCACCACAACCCAAGUCACGGUCCAGGAACGUGUGGCGGUUGCUUUCUUGGGCAUGCUCAGCCGCUCUCUUUCUACUCGCCUUCCUUACCUACAGAAACAAGGGCGCACUACCAACACAUCUACUCUCUCGAUCCUCUUCGCCUCCGCUCUCGCAAUCCGCCACGCACGCACGCACACCUCCGAAAGAUGCCUGGGCCAACCAGGCCAAGCCUUUCAAGCGAGGACCGUCGCUGCCGCAUACGUUACCGCCAGCACGGCCGCUACCUCAACAGCCGGUGCGCAAAGCCGAUCCAGAUCGACGAGCCGCCAUUCUCGACGCUUUCAACCACUCAUGGUCUGCAUACAAACGAGAUGCUUGGGGCUACGAUGAGUACCACCCUAUCAGCAAGCAUGGGUCCAACCUCAAUGGCAAGCACGGGCAAGGUAUUGGCUAUACCAUCGUCGACACGCUCGAUACGCUUAUCCUCAUGGGUCUGAAAGACGACUACGAACAAGCACGCAACUGGGUCCGAGACGAGUUGAAGUGGGAUGUUCCGGGACGAAUGAACGUGUUUGAAACCACCAUUCGCACCCUGGGCGGUCUUCUUUCGGCCGCAGCAUUGAUACAGGAUCCGCCGCACCCUGCGUUUACGCCCAGCCAAGAAGACGCCGACAUGUUUAUCGCAAAAGCAGUCGACUUGGCCGAUCGCCUGAAGCCCGCUUUCGAUACUCCCUCUGGUGUUCCUCUUCGCGAAGUCGACUUGGAAACUGGCGAGGCCUUCCCAGAUAUUAGCAACAACAACUCAUCAAGUCUAGCAGAAGCGACUACUGUGCAGCUCGAAUUCAAGUACCUUGCCCAUCUCACCGGCGAUCACGAGUAUUGGCGCAUCGCAGAGCGUCCCAUGCAAGCCGUCCGCACUGCCGCUCAACGUUUGACGCACUACCAGGGACUGCUGCCGAUCUUUUUGAACCCGAUGAACGGCCACUUCUAUAACGGCGAAGUGCGACUCGGCUCGCGUGGAGACUCGUACUAUGAGUACCUCAUCAAGCAAUGGCUUCAGACAGGCCGCACGGAGCAGGUCUAUCGAGAAAUGUACGACUACGCACUUAACGGCAUCAAGCUUCUUUUGACCAAGCCAUCGGUCCACUCCAAACCGCCGCUCAUGUUUACUGUCGAGCUUGCACCGAGGAGGAUGCGAGAUGGACGGUCGUUUAUGCAGCUUGUGCCAAAGCAAGACCACCUCGUGUGUUUCUUGGGCGGGUCGAUGAUGUUGGGGUCCACCUCGACAAAAGACAUCUUUGGCGAUGUCACCAAGCUGCCGCUGCCUCCCAUCUCGGACGUCGGGACGGGCGACGAGACGGACAAGGAGGACUGGCGACUCGGUCACGAGUUCGUGCGCACCUGCAUGGACACGUAUACCAACACCAAGACCGGUCUCUCACCCGAGAUCGCCUUCUUCAAGAUCCCUUCCGAUGCCAACUUGACCGAUGCGCAGAUGCUCGCUUCCAACCGCGCGCCUCUUCCGCCCAAUGUCGACUGGUACAUCAAGAAGCCACCUCCCUCCUACUCGGGCCGACCCAAUCCGCUGAUUGACGCGCGCAACAUUCUCCGCCCGGAAACGGUAGAAUCGCUCUUUAUCGGCUUCGCGCUCACGGGUGACGAGAUCUAUCGCGAGUGGGGGUGGCAGAUCUUCCAAGCGUUCGAAAAGCACUGCAAGGUCGAGUCGGGCGGCUACUCGAGCAUUGACGACGUCGACUCGGACGAACCCCGCCAGAUGGACAAGAUGGAGACUUUCUGGCUGUCCGAGACUCUCAAGUAUCUUUACUUGUUGUUCUCGGAUCGAGACUUGUUGCCGCUCAACAAGUGGGUGCUCAACACGGAAGCGCAUCCGCUGCCUGUGUUUGAGCCCAAGUUUCCGACCGGUUUCAGCUAG
This is a messenger RNA of Sporisorium graminicola, 2022 nucleotides long. RefSeq lists its product as uncharacterized. The record is from RefSeq and is a predicted model, not a curated record. Gene Ontology annotation, cellular component: endoplasmic reticulum; membrane. The coding region runs from base 1 to 2022 and encodes 673 amino acids. Gene Ontology annotation, molecular function: calcium ion binding; mannosyl-oligosaccharide 1,2-alpha-mannosidase activity. Gene Ontology annotation, biological process: carbohydrate metabolic process; N-glycan processing. Lineage: Eukaryota; Fungi; Basidiomycota; Ustilaginomycetes; Ustilaginales; Ustilaginaceae. The transcript has a single exon.